Anneissia japonica is the source of this 474-nucleotide messenger RNA. RefSeq names its product peptidyl-prolyl cis-trans isomerase B-like. The coding region runs from base 1 to 459 and encodes 152 amino acids. NCBI's taxonomy places the organism in Eukaryota, Metazoa, Echinodermata, Crinoidea, Comatulida, Comatulidae. Gene Ontology annotation, cellular component: intracellular membrane-bounded organelle. Gene Ontology annotation, molecular function: peptidyl-prolyl cis-trans isomerase activity. Gene Ontology annotation, biological process: protein peptidyl-prolyl isomerization; protein folding. The transcript has 4 exons. The record is from RefSeq and is a predicted model, not a curated record.
AUGUGUUUAGAAGAGAAUAGAGUUUUCUUUGAAAUAGAAAUCGGAGGUGAAUACAUAGGAAGAGUGGAUAUUGGAUUGUUUGGAAAAACAGUACCAAAGACUGUAAAAAACUUUGUAACUCUAGCAACCAGAGAGGGUACAGAGGGAUACAAAGGUAGUAAAUUCCAUCGUGUUAUCAAGGACUUUAUGAUCCAGGGUGGAGACUUCACCAGAGGAGAUGGCACUGGAGGUAAAAGUAUUUAUGGCGAUCGAUUUGAUGAUGAGAACUUCAAGCUGAAGCACUAUGGCGCUGGGUGGUUGAGUAUGGCUAAUGCUGGUAAAAACACAAAUGGUUCACAAUUCUUUAUCACCACAGUCAAAACCCCUUGGCUUGAUGGAAAACAUGUUGUUUUUGGCAAAGUUGUCAAAGGAAUGGUAAGUUAUUUUAAGGAAAUUGCACUGAGGGUUCCAGUUGAUUAGCUCUGACUUGAUGGA